UGAUGUUCGGAACAGCUACUGUUUGUUUCAAGGGUUGAAGGCUCCGUUUUUCUUCCUACCGCGCCGGUGGUCUUCUUCCUUUCCUUCGGCAGCACCUAACCCAUCUGUGUCAGCGUCGUCCAAGCAAUCCUUCCCUGUUCGAUCUUGGCCCUCGCUUUCGUCGCUCCUCCGUCCCCCACCUCGGGCCUCUCGAUCCUCGCAUCCCCCAAUGCAACUGCUAGGGGUUCACAUCCAGCCAUGGACUACGUCUACCGUGCUCUUGACAAUGGCUAUAUCCCCGACUUUCUGCUGCGUCUCGCAAUCCGCCACCUAAAUGCUGAGCGCCUCGCCUCGCUCGCGGCGCACGCCAAGACAUACACUUCAGAAGCAGCGUACAAGCGCGCCUACAUCUCCUCGCUCUCUACCAACUUUGAGAACGGCGCCAUCGCGAUCGAGACGGAAAAAGCGAACGCUCAGCACUAUGAAAUCAACACGGACUUUAUGUUGAGUUGCUUGGGUCAACGCGCCAAGUACAGCUGCUGCCUGUAUGAGACGGGUAAGGAGACGCUUGACGAAGCAGAAGAGGCAAUGCUCAACUUGUAUUGCGAAAAAGCCCAGCUGCGCGACGGUCAAGACGUCCUCGACCUCGGCUGCGGCUGGGGUUCGCUGUGCCUGUACCUCGCCGAGCGCUACCCUAACUCGCGCAUCCGCGCCCUGUCCAACUCCAAGACGCAGAAGAUACACAUCGACGGCGUCGCCAAGCAGAAAGGCUUCAAGAACCUCACUGUCUUCACGGGAGACGUUAAGGAAUUCGAGUUUGGCGAGGAUCAUCGCUUUGACCGCGUCCUGAGCAUCGAGAUGUUUGAGCAUAUGAAGAACUACUUGGAACUCUUCGAGAAAGUAUCCCGCUGGCUCAAAUCGCGUUCGAAGAGCGACGACGACUCAUCCAAGCUGUUCAUUCACAUUUUCUGCCACCACAACAUGCCGUACCACUUUGAAGAGUCUGACGGCUGGAUGGCCAAGAACUUCUUCACGGGCGGCACGAUGCCGAGCCAUGAUCUGUUCUUGCACUUCCAGCAGCAUGUCGUGUUGGAAGAUCGCUGGUGGCUCAACGGCACACACUACGCGCGCACCUGUGAGCACUGGCUGCAGCGGCAAGACGCCGCGGCAGCGCGCAAAGGCGGCAGCGGCGGAGCGAUAGACUUCCUGCGCGCUGACGCCGUCGCCAAGGGCGUCCCCGCGUCCGAGGGUGCCAAGACGUUCUGGCGCUUCCGCGUCUUCUACCUCGCCUGUGCCGAGUUCUUCAACACGCCCAACAAGCACGGCGUCAAAGGCGAGGAGUGGGGUGUCGGGCAUUACCUCUUUGCCAAGCGAGAUUGAGGUGGCGCACGUCGAUGACGCUUGUGAAACAGGAAAGGAGUUGUAUAGACGACUCAUGUUUUUUUCUGAUGUCAUCGGAAGUUAACUAGACAUCUGCAUCGUCAAUUUAACCACGCAAAACCUGCGCCACUGGCUCCCAAACGACAGUGCCCUCAGUGCCAACUACAAUGACGAAACCAAGCAGCAGCACACUGUUGUCGAUCAGAGCAACGCAUGUAGACUACAAUCGAGCUCCCCUCAUCACCGACCAAGCAGCAGCAUGGCAUUCAAGAAAUGUCAAUGCCGUCUGCGCUGGACACAGUAACUGGG
Molecule: messenger RNA, 1668 nt
Organism: Tilletiaria anomala UBC 951
Lineage: Eukaryota; Fungi; Basidiomycota; Exobasidiomycetes; Georgefischeriales; Tilletiariaceae
Product: S-adenosyl-L-methionine-dependent methyltransferase
Exons: 7
Coding region: 238-1359 (373 amino acids)
Source: RefSeq, a predicted model, not a curated record